This is a messenger RNA of Helobdella robusta, 1857 nucleotides long. RefSeq lists its product as hypothetical. The transcript has 20 exons. Lineage: Eukaryota; Metazoa; Annelida; Clitellata; Rhynchobdellida; Glossiphoniidae. Gene Ontology annotation, molecular function: protein binding. Bases 127 to 1857 code for a protein of 576 amino acids. The record is from RefSeq and is a predicted model, not a curated record.
ACAACGUACGUUAAAUUAAACGAAACACUAAAACUAUUUUUUACAACAAUUUUUUUUAAAUAUCGUUUUACUAAUUUUUUUUUUCAGAUUUUUGUACCAUCGUCACCAACACCGAAGAAGAUCAGCAUGUCAGCAGUAACAGAUCCACUAGUUAAGAACAUGAAAAAAAAUGUCUACCACCUGACCAUGAACCAGCCAGUUACUGACCAGCAUGAAUAUCUCCACUUGUUCUGCGAGCAACUUGAAAUGCUCUUCAGGAGAGGAAUGAAACCGUCAUUGACGGUGUUUCAAUCUGUGAUGCACGAUUACUGGAGGUUCUUCGAGGCUUACAACGCGUUUCUGAAAAAAAAUAAAAUCAGAUGUCAUCCUUUCUUUGAUAUUUCCAUCCAAACUGUCAAGUCCUCUCUUAAGGUGAAGACUGACCAGGGCAGAGGGAGGUUGUUGAUCCGGAUGUUGCUACAAAACAAGUGCCUGGACAACAUCGUCCAUCUGAUGAACACUCAACCCAACUUUUUAGAUACCUGGUAUUCUAGCAGUAAUUGCAUUUUUUUUGACCCCAUACAAACGGAAAUUUUCAUAUCAGUCCUCAAGCAGAUGAAUGAAUUGCAAAUCAAAUUCUGCGUCGAUAAUCAAAGUUUCCUGGAUGAUACUUGGAUAUUGCCGGUCUUCAAGAGGCUGACGUUGGUUCCUAGUAAGAAGCUAGGUGUCGAAAUCAUUCACAAAGCCGGUCACGCCAUUGUCUUUCGACUGAAUGAGAAUGGUGUAGCCGCUGAAAAUGGACAAAUGGAGGCGGGUGAUGUGUUGGAUGAGAUCUGUAACAAGCCAUUAAGAGAUACAACCGAUGGAUUGAUUCCACACUACCUAAGAUGCAACCUGGGCAAACCUAUUGAUGUGACUAUUCUAAAGGGUCACCUUCCAGACGGCUCCAUAUUCAGACCUCUGCUAGAGAUCACGAAGGACCUGCCGGCCAGGUACUCGCCCUUCAGACAGCAAGUUCAAGGUCAAGGUCAUCUAUUUUUGGACAGGGAGGGUGGUGAGGAGGAGAGUUUGAAGACACCUCCGCACGCCAGACUGUCGCAGGAAUGUGACGAGGAGGUCCCGGUCCAUAACGCUAAUGAUAGGGCGGAAUAUGACUGCACCUACCUUGGGUACGUUGACAUCGGCCAGGAUGGAUCGAUAUGUAAGAUUGAAGAGGCUAUCGACAACGUCGACCAGCUACAGCGACAACAAACGGUGCAACAACAAAUACAAAACAAACUACAAGAAGUUAAACAACAACUGCUGUUACUACAGCCACCACAGCAGCCACAACAACAACAACCACAAAACGACUUAAUUUUUAUGCUUGAAUCCGACGAACAACUAAUAAAACAACAACAACAGCCGCAACAACAACAACAGCAACAACAACAACAACAGCCGCACCAGCAGCUGCAGCAACAACAACAGCAAAACUAUCUGCAGCAACAGCAAAAACAACUCGAAAAUCAGUUGUUGUUUCUGCGAUUAAAACAACAGCAGACCAACAAUGUUGGCGUGUUAAAACAGUUUGAAACGCUAGUUCAUCUCGGAGAAACGGACUUCACAGUCUUCGAUAAAGAUAAACAAGUAUUCUUGAAGGCCUCCUUCACAGAAAUAUCUGCUUGCGGUCGCAAAGAUGACAAAGCGGAUUUGUUCGCUUGCAUUAUUGGCGAAACCACGUGUACCCUGGCCAAAAAUUUUGUUGCUCACGUCUUCAAAGCCAGGAACCACGCUGAGGCUAAGAUCAUUCUAUGCACUAUUGAAAUUGUUACAACGAUCAAGUCUAAAACCGCCAAUGUGCCAAACGUUAAGAAAUCCAACUUGGAUGUAUUCUAG